AUGUUCCAAGGCAUAGGGACAUUAAAUAAUCCUGAAACAGGAGAGCCAAUACUCACUCAUAUCGAGAUGAAUGCCGAUGCAAAACCAGUCAUACAACCCCCAAGACCUGUACCACACCAUCUUGAAGAAAGAACCAAGAAGAAAUUGGAUUACUUCGUUCAAGAAGGGAUAAUGACUUGGACUAAACCAGGAAAACUGAUUUCAUAUGCCAGUCCACUUGUCUUCACACCAAAAGGAGAUGAUGUUCGCAUCACUGAAGACUUCCGAGUAGCAAACAAAGGAGCAUCGAGAACCCGUCUCGUACCUGGUCUACGAGUAGAUGACGAGGACUACGAGAAAUAUCUAGUAGUGACCACGCCCUGGAGAAAUUUGAAGCAUGAAACGCUUGCAAAGGGAUGGAUAACCAGCCAAGAUGAAUUCGACAGACGAAUAAAUGAGAUUCUAGCGGGAAUUCCUUACGUAAAGAGUAAUCGAGACGACUGUCUAAUUGGUGGGAAAGAUCAAAACGAGCACAACAGAACACUCGACCUAGUCCUAACACGUCUGCAAGACCAUGGAUUAACAUUGAGAUUGGAGAAGUGUGAAUUUGGAAAGGAGGAAGUCGAGUUCUAUGGUGUCAGAUUUACGGGAGAAGGAAUCACACCAUCGAAGGCGAAAGUGAAAGCGCUGCAAGAAUGUGGAGAACUCAGUUCAAAGGAAGGAGUAAGAAGCUUUUUACAGAUGGUGGGAUAUAUGUCUCGAUUUAUCACCAGCUUUGCCCAGAUUGCCGCACUGCUGCGAGAGUUAACGAAGUCGACCUUAACCUUCCAGUGGGGACCAAUAGAACAGGAAGCUUUCGAUAGCUUGAAGAGCAGUUUGACCAUAUGGUUUGACGGAGCAAACAACCCUUUCCUACUUUGUUCCUGA
Paramuricea clavata is the source of this 906-nucleotide messenger RNA. The record is from the annotation of a GenBank genome assembly. Lineage: Eukaryota; Metazoa; Cnidaria; Anthozoa; Malacalcyonacea; Plexauridae.